AUGCAGCCCGUCCAGCACACCAACGACUACUCGAUCGCGAGCAAGUGCUCCGUCGAGCAGCGGCGCUACCCCGGCGCCGGUGCCGUCAACUUCUUCCUCCCCUUUGUGCACGGGAAGCCGCGGCGCGCCCCCGCCCUCAACCGCGGCUACUGGACCCGCACGGUCGUGGUGCGCCAGGCGGUGCAGCGUUUUCUCUCCCACUGCUGCCUCAAGCCCCGCGCCGUCGUCAACCUCGGCGCCGGCUUCGACCCCCUCGCCUUCCAGCUCCUCCACGACAUCGCCGAGGUGGGGGACACGCGCGCCCCCACCGUCUCCUUCUACGACGUGGACUUUGAGCCGCUGAUCCAGCACAAGCAGGCCAUCCUCGCCGCCAACCCCUGGCUGCUGCCCUCCGGCGCCCGCUCGUGCGGGGGCUCGUGCGGGGCCGCCCAUGCCGCUGCGUACCACACGGUCGCCUGCGACCUGCGCGACUUGGACCUGCUCACCGCACAGCUGGCGCGCCACGGCCUCGACUUUGGCUCGACGGCCGUGCUGUUCGUGUCCGAGGUCGCCGCCGUCUACAUGCCCCUCGCCACCUCCGACCGUCUUGUCCGCUGGGCCGCGCGCUUUCCCGACGCCCACGCGUGCUUCCUCGAGCAGAUCCUGCCUGUGGCCCACCACCCGUUCGCCGACAAAAUGCUCGCCCAUUUCGCCCGCAUGGGUUCGCCCCUCCACAGCCCCGCGCGCUACCCCACACUCCCGCUCCUCACGCGUCGCUGGACGGACGCCGGCUGGGCCGACGUCCAGGUUCUCGACCUCGCCGCCGCCUACGACACGCUCAUCCCGGAGGCAUACAAAGCGCAGCUCGCGCAUGUCGAGCUGUUUGACGAGUGGCAUGAGCUUUCCUUGUUUCUGCAGCACUACGCCCUGCAAUUGGCCAGUACGACAGCUUUGGCCGGCCGUCGAUCAGCGGCCCCGCCGGGGCCGCUGAUCGACCGCUCCCCGACACCCCCUGCACCCCACACAGUGGUGCUGCGUCGGCGCGAGUGCGCGAAACAGCUGGAUCUGCGUGCUCACGCCAGCUGCGUCUACGAGGCAGCCGACGGGAACACGCGCAUCCUCUCCGUCGGCGGCUACGGUGCUUCCAACGUCCGCAACGGCAACGCUUUUGUGUUUUCGUCUGCCGAUCCCAGCGCCCCGCCCCACGUGCUCGCCGCCCCGCCUCCACCCCGCGUCUGUCUCUGCGCGGUCCCGCUCGAGCCGCGGACAUGCCUCGUCUUUGGCGGCCGCACGACUCCUGCAAAGGCGCUCGACGACUGCUACCUCCUGUGUGGAGACGAGUGGACGGAACUGCCGCGGCUUCCGCACCCCUCUUUCCACGGCUGUGCCGUGCCCGUAAAGGCCGCAGACGGUGAAUGGUACGUGGUCGUGCAGGCGGGCAAGCCUAGCGGAGGCUUCUUCCUGUGGACGCUGCGCACGCGUGCGUGGAGUCUGCUGCGCUGCACGGCGCCCGAGCUCGAGGCGCUCUGGGGCACAAGCAUGCACUACUCGCACACGUUACGCCGGGGCCUCUUGAUCGGCGGCCGCACGCUCACAGACGAUCCAGCAUACGCUGGUGUCUGGGAGUGGACCUUGCGGCCGACGACGACGGCCGCGAGCGGCAGCUGUCCGUUUGUUCUGCAUGCGACUCGCUGGGAGUUGCCGUCGACGGCUGUCCGUCUUGUCUCCCGCAUAGGCGCACGCACGAGUGUGCUUGGUGUGAAGAGUGAUGACACUCGGCCACUUUUCGUUGGCGGCACCCAGCACGACCACCCGUUGUCGCCGGAUGAGUUGUUUGUUCUCAUUGACAUGCAACGGCGCACGGUGGAACGAGUGUCUGCCCGUAUGGACGCUGGUGAAAAGGUCGAGGACGAGUUCCCGUCUUGGCCUUUGCUCGUCGACUUCCAAGCUGUCUCUGUGAGCCCUAACAAACUGCUCCUUUUAGGUGGUGGCUGCAAUGCCUUUUCUUUCGGUUCACUUUUCAACAAUGGUCUUGUCGAGGUGACCUUAGAAGAGGGAGCAUAGAAUGGAAUGUUUGAAUUGGUUGUAAAUUUUAUUUAUGUAGGUAAUAGGAAUAAAAAUAAAUGGAUAUGAGAGGAGAGGGAGAGGAGAGGAGAG
Schizosaccharomyces japonicus yFS275 is the source of this 2136-nucleotide messenger RNA. RefSeq names its product leucine carboxyl methyltransferase. The transcript has a single exon. Gene Ontology annotation, molecular function: methyltransferase activity. Bases 1 to 2043 code for a protein of 680 amino acids. The record is from RefSeq and is a predicted model, not a curated record. Lineage: Eukaryota; Fungi; Ascomycota; Schizosaccharomycetes; Schizosaccharomycetales; Schizosaccharomycetaceae. Gene Ontology annotation, cellular component: cytoplasm.